CUGGGUGAAAACUAGGAGAGAUCAGUAAUAUAGGCGCGCGUGAAUCUAAAUUUUUAAAGUUUGGAUUUGUUACGUUUAUUAUCAUUUCUUCGGGGAUUCGACAUUUCAUCAUAUUUUAUCGAAUUUGUAUGUUAUGAAAUUCUUAAAUUUCCUUCAUUAGCAAAGCAGUAAUUUAAAAAAUAAAUUGUUAAUUUUGAUAUAUUUAAUCAUUUGAACAUGAAACUUUUAGCACUUAUUCAUUUAUUCGAAUUUAUCUGUUUGUUGAACCUCGUAGCUGGUCAAGCACCAUACUACGUACCAGCUCGAUAUGUAGACGACGAUUUACGAGGUGAUUAUUGCCGUAACAGGUACCCUGUGACAUGUUGCAGAGAACGAGACGAUACUUGUAGUGUACCAAUUCUUGGUACAGUAUGCUAUUGUGAUAUGUUCUGCAAUCGAACCAAUAAUGCUGAUUGUUGUCCAGAUUUCAAAGCAGUCUGUCUUGGUAUCAGUCCAGUGCCUCCUCCAGGACAACUAACUCAAAAAUUUUGCCAUUAUCAAGGCCGAAAGUACUAUCUUGGACAGACUGUGAAAAUAAAUUGCAACAAAUGCACGUGCCAGCUAAAAGAAAACGAAAUACUGGAUUUCGUAUGCGAGCAGAAUAUCUGUUUGGUGAGAUCAGAACUCCUCAGUACUAUCAAUGACGGACGCUAUGGAUGGAAAGCUAGCAAUUAUUCUAUAUUUUGGGGCAAAACCCUGAAUGACGGAAUCAAGCACCGCCUUGGUACUUUCAAACCUAUAAGACCGACAAUGGAAAUGACAGAAAUUCAUCAGAUUAUGAAAGGACCGUUACCUCCAACAUUUGAUGCACGUCAGAAGUGGAGGAAUCUCAUCACACCAAUCCGGGAUCAAGGAGAUUGCGCAGCAUCUUGGGCUUUCUCCACUACUGCAUUAGCGUCCGAUCGUCUUGCUAUCGAAUCUCUGGGGAUGGAGCGAAUGGAAUUAUCACCUCAGCAUCUUCUGUCUUGUCAAAAGAGAGGACAAAGAGCUUGUCAUGGGGGCCAUCUGGACAAAGCGUGGUACUUUCUUAGGAAAAAAGGAAUAACUACCGGCGCAUGUUUCCCGUAUACCGGAAAUGAAUAUACGAAGUGCCCUUUUUCUAAUGGGAAUAAUGGAAAAGUUAAUGGCGGAAAAGUUCGAUGCCCUGGAGGAGGUGAAGAUGAGCUGUAUUAUUCUACACCUCCUUAUAGAGUUGGACCAAAAGAAGAGGAAAUAAUGAGAGAACUCUAUUUUAAUGGACCUGUUCAAGCAACCUUCAGAGUGCAACCAGAUUUCUUCUUAUACAAAAGUGGUGUGUACCAUCAUGUUGAGUCCUUAACUGCUGGCCUUCCAUCAGCAUUCAGACAACAGGACUGGCACUCUGUUCGAAUCAUAGGAUGGGGUGAGGACAUUGUGGAUGGCAAACGAUUGAAAUAUUGGAUGUGUGCCAAUUCGUGGGGUGAAGAGUGGGGAGAAGACGGAUUUUUCCGUAUUGUAAGAGGUCAAGAUGAAUGUGACAUAGAAAUGUUUGUAGUGGGCGCUUGGGCACAUACUGAAAUGUACCAUUUCUGAAAGUCAUUCUUAUGUGUAUAUUGUAUUUAAGAAUGUUUUUAGCUAGAUGUUAUAUUUUUGUAUGCAUUUGUAAGGUGGGUUUUUGUAUCAUUGCUGUUCUAACAGUUACACAUUUUUUUUUUUUUUUUUUUUUUUUUUAAGUUUAAUUUUUUUCGGUUUUAAUUUCAAACAUUGUACAAAGCAUUUACAUAAAUAUCUAGAAAUGAUAUGGUUUGAAAAGCAAUUUUCUCCAAGAGAACCGUGUUUUUAUUAAUCAUAAACCUCAUAAUCAAAGUACUGCAAAGCAAGUAUCAUAUUUUAAAUAAGUGAAAUAAUUUAUUAAACCAAAUAUGAACAUAAAGCACUGUAACAAAUAACUGUAGAUCAUUUCUUAUAUAAAAUUACAUAUCUAAUGAUUUAUUUUUCCAUGCUUGGUGAAAACAGAACUUUUUCAUUUGUAUUAGAUAAGCAUUAAACUUUAGACUUGGAUAUUGAAUAAUGAUAAAAAUAAACUCUUCACUUAUGAUAAAUUUUAUUAAAAAUUAUAAAAAUGUAUAUUAAAUUUAAUUUUAAACACUAGAAACACUGUGUGCAAAACUUAACUAUAAACAUAAAUUUAAGAUUUGCAAGUAAAAGUUACAUUCAGAAUUUUUAUUUUCUUACUCUUAAUUUUUUUUUUCUUUUAACUGUUAGCUAUGGAUGCAUAUAUUAAAAUAUUUAUCAUUAGAUGCAGUUUUUUGCAAUAUUCAUACAGCAUCUACCAUCAUCAUAACAUCUUGCAGUAAAAUCCAUCUUAUAUAACAUAUUAAGACAUGGCCUUAUGUAAUAUUUUUAGAGAAAUAAUGCAGUGUUAGAUUUUUCAAGCAUUUCUUUUGAACAACUCCAGUCAACAUAAAUGUCAUGUCUGUCACUGCCAUAUGACAAUUGCUUCAGUUUUAUUCAUUCACUCAUACAUAUGUGUAUUUUUUUUAAAGUGUUGUUCCUUCCAUUUGUCUAUAUGUCAAAACAUUCCCCACUUUAAAACUAUUCAUGAUUACUCAAAGUUAGGUUUAUGAAGGGCUGUUGUGAAUACUCAAAAGUUAAUCAAGUAUCUUUUAGUGUACGAUAUAUCUGUAAUCUAAGCCAAAAUAAAAAUAUUUUCAUGAAAUUUUUUUCUUUCUAAUUUUAUAUACUGAAUGAAUUUAUUAUACUUCUUGGUAAUAAUUUAUUGAAAUGCAUUUUUUCUGCAUUACAUGCAGUCAGAUUAGAAGAUAACAAUAGAUAUUAUAUAGAUUUCAAAAUUCCAAUCUUUAAAUCUAUCUAUGUAGAUAAAUUUAAAAACUGGAUUACCCGAGAUUAUGGCAAAGCAUACUACAGCUGUUUACAUAGGAUAUGGAUGCCUUUUUGAAUGGCUUUCUCUGAGAAACUUUUAUUCACAUGAGAAAAAUAAAAAAAAUUCUCAAGAUACCAGUAUGUAAAUUUAAAACUGACAAAAAUAUUCACAACGCAACAUGCAUAAAUGUAUUCGUGCAGCAUAUUGAGUUUGCCAAUCAGAAUUCAGAUUUCCAGUGUCUAAAACAACUAUAACAAAUAUAUCUUUUAACAUUUUUUUUAGAUGAAUGGAUAACUAUUAAAGGAACUAAAAGUAAUAAAAUGUUUUAAAAAAUUAAAGGAAAAUGAUGUAAAAAAAAAAUAGCAUACAUGGUACAUCAUAAGCCUCACAAGGUUAUAUUAUUAGCAUUUCUGUUCAUUAGAUGUAUGCUAGAAAUUUUAAGCUUAUGAAUUAACAUGAAUAAGUAGUAAUUUAAAUUUAAUAAUUCUUUAACUACAAAAUGCAUUGUUUUUGUAUCACACGAUUACUGAUCAAUGAUUACAGAUAAAAUUGGUCAAGUAAUAAAUACUGGAAAAUAGAUACUAAAUGACAAUUACUUUGAGACCUUUCAAUGUUAGUAAAAUCAUAUACAUAGAUAUACAGAACAAAGACAAGCUAAUUCUGACCACUGACAUGCACUGAGGUAGAGUGUUUGCACUGUUUUAACAAUUAUAGAUAGAAGGCCUCCCACCCGUAGCUGAGUUAGACUGCUAAAUACUCAUAAUCUGUCCCUGGAUUCAAGCCAAGUAGAAUGAGCUGGCGCAAACUUUCAUGGGUUCAUCCCUCUGUAAAAUUAAUAUAAACCAUUUUUUCCCAGAAAGUCUUCCAUGAAGGCAUACUUUACCCAGAUAGCCCUUGUGUGUUUUGCCAUAUCUAAUUGCCUUUAUAAGAUAAUUUGGAAAAUGUGUACACAACAAUUUUUUUUUUUUUUUUUUUUAAACAACUAAAAUUCUGAUAAUCCCUUACAUUUGCAUUACAACUUUCUGAUGAAAAAAUAUUUUAAAAGAAGGACAACAUUAUAGUAUAAACCAAAAUUUAUUUCAUUAUGAAAUAAUUCCAUGAUGAGGCUGGUUAUAUGUAGGUGAAUAAUGAAUACAGCUUCAACUUUCUGAGAACACUCUUCAGAUAAGCAAGCUCACAUUAAAGAAGAAAGUACAAACAAGCAUAUUUACAAAGUCUCAUUGAGGAUAAAAAUUACAUCACAUUAUAUGGAUAUAAUUUUAGAGAGAUUACAAAAACCACCUCUCAUAGCUAGCAUAAGUAAUUUGCAUAAAAACACAGAAAAUACAAUUCAAGUUCAUAAAAAGUAAAUAAAAGCUAAAAAUUAAUAAAUAUAAAAAAGUUCUUAAAGUUACAUCAGAUUUAUAAAUCUCCAAAUUUAUGUCAGUGGAUGUAAAUUACAGCAUUAAAAUUUAUUAUUAUCUAAGGAGAUUACUAAUAAAAAUUAUAGAGUACUUGAAUGUAAGAUAAUUUUUCAAUUUACUAUUUAUUUAUUAGUUAUCCAGGUUUUAUUAUAAAAUAAUAAAGAAAGGAGAAAAUUAAAUAAUAGGAAUAACAAUAAUAAAAAAAGUUUAAAAUAUUCUAGCUCUUCAAUAAUGGGGCAUGAGCAUUAGCAACUAAUUUUAUUAACUAUUCAUACUUAUAAAACUUUGCAAAUGUAUCAGUUCCUUUAUAUUAGCAGUAACAGAAAAAUGGACGACCACAGCAAAUACUUAAUAUAUAUAUAAAACUGUAGCUUCAACAACAGCUUUAUGGACAAUGGUUUGGAAAAAAUGUUCCUGGUUCCCCCCUCCUCUCCCUCAUACUAUAAAGAAUCCAAAAUACACUGAUUACUAUAAAACAAACCAUGGAGACUUUUCAGACAGACAAAACAUACACACACACAAAUUCUGUUCAUCAGCAUAAAAGUUCUAAAUAUUAAACCAGCAUAUACAAGUAAUACAUAAUUUUAAAAUUCUUCACAUCUUAAAAUGCAUUAUUUUAACAAUUAGUCAUACAUGCAAUCUUUUGUUUACAAGCUUAAAAAUGAUAUAUACUUUUCAAGAAACAAAUUAUAUCAGCAUACCUUAAAAAAAAAAUCUUUUGAAACAUCACAAUAAACAAGCAUAUAUGGUUAAAAAAAUUCUAGAAGAAUAUUUGGAUGCUUCAAUGUUAAUGUUUUUAUAAGCAUUACGUUAAUGGCGGUAGAUAUCUCAAUGAUACACACAUUUUGCAGGCAAGAAUCUCUCUCUCUCCAAAUUCUAUGCAAUAAUGCAGGAUUUCGAUUGACUACAAAAAGGGGGGAUAUUAAAAUUUGGUAGGGUUGAAUGAUGCUUUAAAGUUGAACACAAAUGACAAAUUCUGAAAUACUAGAAAAUAACUAAUAAAUAAGCACCUGAUGAAAUUAGAUUUGUAAAUAAAGAUGAAAGAUAUCAAAGCUGCAUGUACACAUUCGACUAAAAUAUUUUCUUCAAAGAAAAUGGAGUUACAUUUAAGAUUGUUGAAUUGGUACUUUUUUGUUCAGAAACUAGAAUUUUUCAGAAUUAUGUAAUGUGGUAAGCUUUUUAGCAUACUUUCAUAUCAUCAAUGACAAAAAGAGUAAAUGAUUUUUCAGAGAAUAAUUCAUUAUCUUUAAAAAUAAAACAUUUCAUGGAAACUGCAAUCAUGAUAUAGCUAAAAAAAAAA
Molecule: messenger RNA, 5584 nt
Organism: Stegodyphus dumicola
Lineage: Eukaryota; Metazoa; Arthropoda; Arachnida; Araneae; Eresidae
Product: tubulointerstitial nephritis antigen-like
Biological process (GO): proteolysis
Molecular function (GO): cysteine-type peptidase activity
Source: RefSeq, a predicted model, not a curated record